This is a messenger RNA of Egretta garzetta (little egret), 462 nucleotides long. RefSeq names its product histone H4. Gene Ontology annotation, molecular function: protein heterodimerization activity; DNA binding; structural constituent of chromatin. The record is from RefSeq and is a predicted model, not a curated record. Lineage: Eukaryota; Metazoa; Chordata; Aves; Pelecaniformes; Ardeidae. Bases 1 to 390 code for a protein of 129 amino acids. The transcript is spliced from 2 exons. Gene Ontology annotation, cellular component: nucleosome. Gene Ontology annotation, biological process: nucleosome assembly.
AUGGCUCAUUUUGAUCUAGAUCCCUUAGUAGUCAGACCUGUGCUGUACAGCAACUGUAGCAUCGUUCCAUUCAGAAAAAACUCCGUGCAGUGCUGGGGGGGGAGGGGGCUGGGCAAGGGGGGCGCCAAGCGGCACCGCAAGGUGCUGCGCGACAACAUCCAGGGCAUCACGAAGCCGGCCAUCCGGCGCCUGGCCCGCCGCGGCGGCGUGAAGCGCAUCUCGGGGCUGAUCUACGAGGAGACGCGCGGCGUGCUGAAGGUGUUUCUGGAGAACGUGAUCCGCGACGCCGUGACCUACACGGAGCACGCCAAGAGGAAGACGGUGACGGCCAUGGACGUGGUGUACGCCCUCAAGCGCCAGGGACGCACCCUCUACGGCUUCGGCGGCUAAACUCGAUUCCUGGGACAGGUUGCACGCAUCUAAAACACAAAGGCUCUUUUCAGAGCCACCCACAAACAUCAC